CUGGCCAGUUGCACGAUGGGAGCUGCUCUGUUCGGAUCGUGGCUGGGAUUGGGCUUGGGCCUGCUCCUGCUGGCCAGCGACUCCGGCCUGGUUUCGGCCAAGCGCUAUCUGCGCUGCGAGCUGGCACGCAAGCUGCUCGAUCCACCUUACAGAUUCGAUCGAUCGCUGCUCUCCAAUUGGAUCUGCCUGCUGGAACACGAAAGCGAUUUGGACUCCAACAGGAUCACCUCGAAUCCGAAUGGCUCCCGGAACUAUGGUUUGUUCCAGAUCAACAGCCGAUUCUGCCAGGAGGGCAGGCGUGGCGGCAUCUGUAAUGUCAAGUGCGAGGAUCUCCUCGACGAGAAUCUAAUGGAAGCCUCGGCCUGCGCCAAGCGAAUUCACACCUCCGAUGGCUUCCAGCAUUGGAAUGGAUGGCAGCGUUAUUGUCGCAAUACCCAGAAUCUGCCGAAUCUAAGGGUUAUCUGUGGGAUCUAAAAUAUCAAUUACAUAUUUACUGUAUUAAGUGUAUAUAAUUUUAGGUGCUUUUACUGACUGUAAAUUAACACCUUGGUGAUCAGCUUCGUAGUAAAUUCCUUUUUUAUUUUGCAAUAA
Messenger RNA from Drosophila serrata, 591 nucleotides. RefSeq names its product lysozyme. NCBI's taxonomy places the organism in Eukaryota, Metazoa, Arthropoda, Insecta, Diptera, Drosophilidae. Gene Ontology annotation, molecular function: lysozyme activity. The record is from RefSeq and is a predicted model, not a curated record.